Ochotona princeps (American pika) is the source of this 2079-nucleotide messenger RNA. RefSeq names its product SH3 and cysteine rich domain 2 (gene STAC2). The record is from RefSeq and is a predicted model, not a curated record. Lineage: Eukaryota; Metazoa; Chordata; Mammalia; Lagomorpha; Ochotonidae. Gene Ontology annotation, cellular component: extrinsic component of cytoplasmic side of plasma membrane. The transcript is spliced from 11 exons. Gene Ontology annotation, molecular function: protein binding. The coding region runs from base 374 to 1603 and encodes 409 amino acids. Gene Ontology annotation, biological process: positive regulation of voltage-gated calcium channel activity; skeletal muscle contraction; positive regulation of protein localization to plasma membrane.
AUGGGGGGCGGGCGCAGAGGACCGCGGAGGCGGCCGGCCACGGGCAGCUCCGGGGCUCCCUCCCUCGGCUCAUCCCCGCGUCCCCACGUCCCUCCUCCCCGCGCGGCCAGCUGCAUCCUCUGCAGACCCUCGGAACCCACGCCCGGGCUCGUCCGGCUCCCGUGGCUCAGUGCCAACCCCGCAACUUUCUCUUCCUCUGCCCGGCUGCGGGGGGCUGCUUGGCCCCGGAGGGUUUCUCCCGGGACUCCUUGGGGGCAGUGUCUGGAGAAAGGCUCCCCAGCCCAGGGGGGACGCCCGUCGCCCGCUGGCCGGCCCGGGCCCUGGCGGGUCUGCCGUCGGGCGUCGGCGCCCUCCCUCGGCCUCGCCCCCCACCAUGACCGAAAUGAGCGAGAAGGAGAACGAGCCGGAUGACGCGGCCACCAACACCCCCCCAGGGACAGUCCCUGCCCUCCAAGAAACCAAGCUCCAGCGAUUCAAGCGCUCGCUCUCUCUCAAGACCAUCCUCCGGAGCAAGAGUGUGGAGAACUUCUUCCUCCGCUCAGGCUCGGAGCUCAAGUGUCCGACCGAGGUGCUGCUGACGCCCCCGACCCCUUUGCCCCCUCCGUCCCCACCCUCCACAUCCACAGACCUGGGCCUGUCUAGGCCGGCCCCCUCCCCGUGCCCGGGGCUGCGGCCUCUGGCAUCUCUCAAGGCAGUGAGGCUGCACAGCUUCCAGGAACACAGCUUUAAAAGAGCCAGCCCGUGCGAACUAUGUCGUCAGCUCAUCGUGGGAAACUCCAAGCAGGGUUUGCGAUGCAAAACUUGCAAAGUCAGUGUGCACCUGUGGUGCUCUGAGGAGAUCUCCCGCCAGCCAUGCCCAGGCAAGACGUCUACUUCCUUCCGCCGCAACUUCAGCUCCCCCCUCCUGGUGCACCAGCCGCUUCCAGUCUGUGCCACAAGCAGAGAGUCCCCACCCACUGGGGCCAGCGGGAAGGUGGUGGACCCCAUCUAUGAGACUCUGCGCUACGGCACCUCCCUGGCCCUGAUGAAUCGCUCCAGUUUCAGCAGCACCUCUGAGUCCCCCACAAGGAGUCUGAGUGAGCGGGAUGAGCUGGCUGAGGACGGAGAAGGCAGCAUCCGCAGCUCAGAGGAGGGACCUGGCGACAGCAUCUUCACAGCCCCAGCCGAGAGCGAAGGAUCAGGAGUGGAGGAGAGGAGUCCCGGACAGCAGGCCCCUAGACCCUCCAUGCGGAAGGAUGUGGGGCCCAUGUACUCCUACGUCGCACUCUACAAGUUUCUGCCCCAGGAAAGCAACGACCUGGCCCUGCAGCCCGGAGACCGGAUCAUGCUGGUGGAUGACUCCAAUGAGGACUGGUGGAAGGGCAAGGUCGGCGACCGGGUUGGCUUCUUCCCAGCCAAUUUUGUGCAGCGGGUGCGGCCGGGUGAGAACGUUUGGCGCUGCUGCCAGCCCUUCUCAGGGAGCAAGGAGCAGGGUUACAUGAGCCUCAAGGAGAACCAGAUCUGUGUGGGUGUGGGCAGGAGCAAGGAUGCUGACGGCUUCAUCCGCGUCAGCAGUGGCAAGAAGCGGGGCCUGGUGCCAGCCGACGCCUUGACCGAGAUCUGAGAUGAACUGAGAGAACCUGUGCUCGUCCCCCCUCCCAUCUAGACCUGGCCCUGGCUGGGUAGGGGGGAGGCCUCCUCCCCUGCACUCACCCUCCUCUGUCCCCUCGCAGGUGCCACACACCAUGGCUUAGGGGCUGUCCGCAUUUGAGGAAGGGGUUGUCUCAGGUGGGGUGUCUACCCUAAGAGGGAUUUGAGGUGGGAGAGAAAGUGGGGAAGAAUGAGACAGCUGCAGGAAGGAGGGGCCCUGGUACUCACGUGGCCCAAUCCUGUGUCACAUUGGACUCCAGCCCUGGAGAGGGUUUCUGGAAGACUUCCUAUUGCCCUUUCCAGAAAGCCCCCACACUGCCCACACCACCUCUGCAUGCCCAACACCUCCCCUCUGACCACAGAGCCUCUGCAUACACUUCUGCCCCUUUGCCAGUGCGGGCCUGGGAGGAGGGGCUGCCUGUGUCCCUCUGCUCUCCUCUCCCCUAAUGU